UCUGUCAUUUCCGGUAAUAUCGCUACGAGUUGCGAGCGGAGAACAUCACGGUCCUGUAUUCUACCAUAUAAUUUCUAAGAAAUAGUGUGAAAAUGUCGCUCAUCUCCGCUCGUUUGGCCUCCUCGGUGGCCAGGCGCUUGCCCAAUGCCGCUACACAGGUUUCGAAAGUCGCCCUCCCGGCGGUUGCGGUGGCUGCGCGCAAGCUCCAUGUCUCGUCUUCACAACGGGCUGCCGAAAUCUCCACAAUUUUGGAGGAGAGAAUCCUCGGUGCCGCACCUAAGGCCGAUUUGGAAGAGACUGGCCGCGUGUUGAGCAUCGGUGACGGUAUUGCUCGUGUCUAUGGACUCAAGAACAUCCAGGCCGAGGAGAUGGUGGAAUUCUCCUCCGGUCUUAAGGGUAUGGCCCUCAACUUGGAGCCGGACAAUGUCGGUGUGGUAGUGUUCGGUAACGACAAGUUCAUCAAGGAAGGUGACAUCGUGAAGCGUACCGGCGCGAUCGUGGACGUGCCCGUCGGCGACCAGCUGCUCGGUCGCGUUGUGGACGCGCUCGGAAACCCGAUCGACGGCAAGGGGCCCAUUGACACGAAAGGACGCAUGCGUGUCGGUAUCAAGGCGCCCGGUAUCAUACCGCGUGUGUCUGUGCGCGAGCCCAUGCAGACUGGUAUCAAAGCCGUGGACUCGCUCGUGCCAAUCGGCCGUGGUCAGCGUGAGUUGAUCAUUGGUGACCGUCAGACCGGCAAGACGGCGCUCGCCAUCGACACAAUCAUCAACCAGCAGCGCUUCAACAAGGGCGAGGAUGAGAAGAAGAAGCUGUACUGCAUUUACGUGGCCAUCGGACAGAAGAGGUCCACUGUGGCUCAGAUUGUGAAGCGUUUGACUGAUGCUGGUGCCAUCAACUACACCAUCAUCGUGUCGGCCACGGCCUCGGACGCCGCCCCCCUGCAGUACCUCGCGCCGUACUCGGGCUGCGCCAUGGGAGAGUUCUUCCGCGACAAUGGCAAGCACGCGCUCAUCAUCUAUGACGAUCUGUCCAAGCAGGCUGUAGCCUACCGUCAGAUGUCCCUGCUGCUGCGUCGUCCCCCCGGUCGUGAGGCCUACCCCGGUGAUGUGUUCUACCUCCACUCACGUCUCCUCGAACGUGCUGCUAAGAUGUCCGACAAGAUGGGCGGCGGCUCCCUCACAGCUCUGCCCGUCAUCGAGACGCAAGCUGGUGACGUGUCUGCGUACAUUCCCACCAACGUGAUCUCCAUCACGGACGGUCAGAUCUUCUUGGAGACUGAGCUGUUCUACAAGGGUAUCCGGCCGGCCAUCAACGUCGGUCUGUCUGUGUCCCGUGUGGGCUCUGCUGCCCAGACCAAGGCUAUGAAGCAGGUGGCCGGUUCCAUGAAGCUGGAGUUGGCCCAAUACCGUGAGGUCGCCGCGUUCGCCCAGUUCGGUUCCGACUUGGACGCCGCCACACAGCAGCUGCUCAACCGAGGCAUGCGUCUCACUGAGCUGUUGAAGCAGGGACAGUAUGUGCCAAUGGCUAUUGAGGAACAGGUUGCUAUCAUCUACUGUGGUGUCCGUGGUCACCUUGACAAACUGGACCCAACCAAGAUCACAGCUUUCGAGAAGGAAUUCACCCAGCACAUCAAGACCAGCCACCAAGGUCUCCUCAGCACCAUCGCCAAGGACGGACAGAUCACACCUGAAUCUGAUGCUGCCCUCAAGAAGAUCGUUACUGACUUCCUUGCUACUUUCCAAGCGCAGUAAAGCGUUUAUAACUAGUUUACCCUAAAGUUGUACCAGGAAUUUAGUAUUGUGAAUUCAGUGGUACAAUUUUAGACUUGUUAAGUCGGUCACUGCCAUCUUUGCCAGUGAUUAGUAGUUCUCAUUCACACGAACUGUAUUGAAAGUGAAUACAAUCAUGGAAUGUAUAUUUAUCUCGGAAUCAACAGUGGUUAUAUAUAAAUAAAAUCGAAAAAUUUA
Messenger RNA from Zerene cesonia (dogface butterfly), 1967 nucleotides. It is a transcript of the gene blw, whose product is annotated as ATP synthase subunit alpha, mitochondrial. The transcript is spliced from 10 exons. The coding region runs from base 93 to 1751 and encodes 552 amino acids. Gene Ontology annotation, molecular function: ATP binding; proton-transporting ATP synthase activity, rotational mechanism; ADP binding. Gene Ontology annotation, biological process: proton motive force-driven ATP synthesis; proton transmembrane transport. The record is from RefSeq and is a predicted model, not a curated record. Lineage: Eukaryota; Metazoa; Arthropoda; Insecta; Lepidoptera; Pieridae.